AUCGGUAAAGAGAUUCAAAUCAGACGUGAACGGGACAAGGAAGGCCAUGUUAGAUUUUCAGUGAAGUACUUCUAUCGCAAAGACAUCAGAAAUGGACCCCCGUCGCAGUGCCCAGUACGUCCUUCUGUGUGACUACUGUAAAACACAAGCCCUACAAAGCCACUGCGAACUUUGUCAGACAAACCUUUGUGUCAUUUGUGUCGGUAAACACCUCUCAGAUUCAUCUAGAAAACACCGAGUCGUACCAUUCAUAGAAAUCGGUUCUACUCCUUGCUACCCUAAAUGUCUAAACCAUGCCGAAAAACAAUGUGAACUUUAUUGUGAGAAAUGCGACAUUCCUGUCUGUUCUACCUGCAUCUUCUCUGGUCAACAUGAAGGACACAAGUUAUCAGAUGUUAUGAAAAAACUCGACGAUAAAACGGAAGGCUUACGAAAAGAUUUGGAAGAAUUAGAGGCAAGAAUCUAUCCCCGAUACGAAGAAAUGGCCUCUGAUAUCCAAACUGAUACAGCUGACUUAGAUGCGCAUUACGGGAAACUGACAAAAAAUGCUGACCAACAAGGCGAAGUCUGGCAUCAAGAGAUCAAUACCAUUGUCGACAACCUAAAAUCUGACAUCGAGGACAUGAAAAACAAACAUCUGGCUGUUCUAGGCAAGUCCACGGAUGACAUCGCACACAGCAUUGCUGAUCUCAGACAGAUCAUUCAGGAUCUGAAGAAAACACUGGAAUCCAACGAUUUAUCCCUAGUCUCUCAAUACAAAUCUAGGAAUGACGAGUUCAGACGACUCCCUCCUAAAAUCCAAGUUACAAUAUCAAGUUUCACUCCUGAGAAGAUAAACACUGAUCAGCUCCAUGGACUAUUUGGUUCUCUAACACCAUUAUCCAUUACAACAGAAGAGCACGGCGAAACAAUAAAGGCACCAGAGGCUGAUUCUCUGCCAGGCAAACCAUUGGUUGAUAAACCGCGACUCACAAAUACCAUACACACUGGGUAUGAACCACACAGUGUUACUUGCCUCAGCGAUGAAAAGGUCUGGACAUCUGGAGAUAGCAGCACCAUGAAGCUCUUCGACCUCCAGGGCAAACAAUUGAGGUCAAUCCAAGCCAAUCUAGGGAACGAGCCAGGAGACAUAUCAGUGACUCGAGGCGGGGAUCUGCUCUUUACUGACCCUAAAACAAAAACUGUAAACAUAGUGAAAAAUAGAAAGAUACAGACUAUGAUCAGUCUAUGGGGGUGGACACCUCUCAAUAUCUGCAAUACUUCCAUUGGUGACCUCCUAGUUACUAUGGUCAGUGAUGAUAGAAAACAAUCCAAAGUUGUCCGUUACUCUGGUUCCAAAGAAACCCAAACCAUUCAGGUUGAUGAUCAAGGUAGACCUCUCUAUUCAUCUGAUGCUACCAAUAAAUAUAUCAGUGAGAACCGGAACCUGAAUAUCUGUGUGGCUGACAAUGAAGCGAAAGCAGUAGUGGUGGUCAAUCGGUCAGGAAAACUCCGAUUUAGAUACACUGGGCAUCCCUCUAAUUCCAAGGAAUCAUUCUAUCCAUUCGGUAUCACUACAGACAGUAAGAGUCAAAUCCUGACAGCAGACUGUGUCAACGCCCGUAUCCACAUCCUGGAUAAGGACGGACAGUUCCUCCGUUAUAUUGAUAACUAUGAUUUGCGCCUUCCAUGGGGUUUAUGUGGGGACACGAGAGAUAACCUCUUUGUGGCUGAAUUAACUGGUAAAGUGAAGAAAAUCAAGUACCUAUAAACAAUAUGUCAGUGACAGCUCAAAUAAUGUGGUAUUACAAUUAAAACAUCAUAUUAAUGACAAGAAGAAAGUCUCUGCUGAUUAUAUAAACAUCCAACAAUAUUCACUCCAGUCAUGGAUUCAAUAUAUCCCAGUCAACUCCAAAUAAAAGGAAACCAACCUUUUCCAUAUCUACUUCAUAUUUGGACGUUUUACGGAACCAACAACUUAAAUUUAUGACAAACGAGAUGACUUUAGCUUCUCAAAUGUCAACUUUUCACAUUUAUGUUGCAACAAUCCCUUUUCAACUGCUAUGUGCUUAUGUCUUCCUUCUGACUCGAUAAAACAUGAACUAAGACAGGCUACUGUGACAAAAAACAUGAACUAAGCAGGCUACUGUGGCAAUUGAGGUGAUAUUAAAAGGUUUUAUCAUUUAAAGUUAGCAGUUCGGAAUUUCUAUUGUCACUAUAACGAUCUAAUUUGCAAAUAAAAUCUGCAUUAAGACUGAAUGCUGUCCGAUGUGUUUCAUAUCAAUUGCGAGAAAUUUCACCUACUGAUAUUCAAUACGGAUUACGCCAUUCAACUUAUCAAGAUAGAGAGUUCAAGUGGGUGUGCUACCAGUCAAUUUGGAAUCCUUAUUGUAAGCACUUGCUCCCACCUUUGGUGUAAUUGGGAAUCAAUAUUUGGCUUAGUAUCAUUUAUUUUUCAUCUAUAAUCAUGUUGCUAGUUACUUUAGCAACCAGUGCGUUGAUUACAGCUAAAUUCACAGUGUUAAUUGCGUUAUACCUAUUGUGUUAAUUAUGGAUAAUAAAUCAGUUCUUAACUUAAA
Molecule: messenger RNA, 2558 nt
Organism: Ostrea edulis (European flat oyster)
Lineage: Eukaryota; Metazoa; Mollusca; Bivalvia; Ostreida; Ostreidae
Exons: 2
Coding region: 92-1750 (552 amino acids)
Biological process (GO): protein polyubiquitination; proteasome-mediated ubiquitin-dependent protein catabolic process
Molecular function (GO): ubiquitin protein ligase activity; zinc ion binding
Source: RefSeq, a predicted model, not a curated record